Molecule: messenger RNA, 819 nt
Organism: Oreochromis niloticus (Nile tilapia)
Lineage: Eukaryota; Metazoa; Chordata; Actinopteri; Cichliformes; Cichlidae
Exons: 2
Coding region: 106-819 (237 amino acids)
Biological process (GO): lipid transport; lipoprotein metabolic process
Cellular component (GO): extracellular region; membrane
Molecular function (GO): lipid binding
Source: RefSeq, a predicted model, not a curated record
CCCAUGCAGGAAACUCUAACAGCACUGAGCAGCUCCUUCAGUAGCAGGCUGCGGCACCACGGUGGAGAGAUUUUGCAGAGCUGCUGACGUAGGUGUGACACCAAGAUGGAUGAUGCAGACAAGAUCGUGAAUAAAAUCUUCUCAUGGAUGGAUCUACAAAAGGACAGUAUAGACAAGUUGAACGAGCUAGCCACUCAGUUGGAGGAACAGCAGAAGACUAUCAAUGUCACUAAAGUUGUCGGGAGCUCAGUGUCUGUGGGUGGUGCAGCUGCCAUGACAGUAGCAGGUGUAGUAAGUGUUUUAACAGGAGGACUGUCGAUACCUUUGUUAGCUGGAACAGGAGUAGUGGCAUCAGGUCUCGGUUUGGCUACUAGUGUGGGUUCUGAUGUUGUUGGUGCUGUCUUAUCAAGUAGGACUAUGGAAGAGGCCACAAAUAUUUCAAAAAGCCUUGAUGCUCUUACAGCAGAAAUCACAGCACUCAUGGAGUCCCUCUUAACAAAAACAACAGGCAGACAGCAACGGGGUAAAAAUGUUUCUCCAGAAGAAUAUGUGAAGGAGGCGAUCCUGAGAGCAAUGGCCAAACGCAAGGGUUUGAUAUUAAAUGAGAAGGACAGUUUAAUCAAGCUGUUAUCUCAGCUGCCACUUGAGAAGAUCUUUAAGAACGACGUAGAAUCAGACCUCCUCAAAAAGUCAACAACGGAGGUGCCACUGCUUUCAGACUUUGUUACAGGGUUGGUCUCAGAAAAACUCAUGAAAUAUAGGGUCAGCAAAGCCAAUUCCCUGGGUUUAAAGGCAUCACUACAGCAGUUGGAAAAGUGA